Molecule: messenger RNA, 613 nt
Organism: Chelonus insularis
Lineage: Eukaryota; Metazoa; Arthropoda; Insecta; Hymenoptera; Braconidae
Exons: 3
Coding region: 1-570 (189 amino acids)
Source: RefSeq, a predicted model, not a curated record
AUGAAAAGAUCAUGCUCUGCUCCCUCUCUUACGAAUAAGGAGAAGGUGAAGAAAGUUAAAGAAGAACCAAAUUCUCGAGAAUAUUUACAAUUAGCAUUAGCUAAAGUUCUAGAGUUGCAACGAGCUGUGAGAGAUGAUUCGUACUUUGAUAAUAAUACCAGUGAUUUAGAAGAAUCUGAUACUGAAGAAGAAGUUAUGAAAAAGGUAUUAACAAAAGUAUUCAAAGAUCUUCCUGGAUCAUCAUCUACCAUCACAUCAGCAAUAAGUCGUGCUAUUCAUCCAACUCCAAGAGAAUAUUCUAGAAUUCGUGCUAAAAGUAUUCAAUUAUCUGGUUAUGAUACAUGCAGGAAAGUUGCUGUAGAUUUUAUGAAAAAUAUUGUUAAAUAUACUCCAAAGUAUGAAAAAUCAACUUCGGAAAAUGAAGAAAUAAUCCAAGAAAUUCAUCAUACAAAUAAAAGAAGAGGAACUGUUUCUACUGAGUACGAAUUGAGAUCACGGAUGUUGAAGAGUUUAGAUCUUCAUUUAGCAGCUAAGCAACGUGAUUAUACCUUGAAACUAAUGAGACUUUAAUUAUUAAUCAUGCAGCUUUAUUAUUAAUAUUCUUUUCAAUAUA